Messenger RNA from Sorex araneus (European shrew), 3688 nucleotides. RefSeq names its product alpha-L-fucosidase 2 (gene FUCA2). Bases 147 to 1553 code for a protein of 468 amino acids. The record is from RefSeq and is a predicted model, not a curated record. Lineage: Eukaryota; Metazoa; Chordata; Mammalia; Eulipotyphla; Soricidae. Gene Ontology annotation, biological process: fucose metabolic process; glycoside catabolic process. The transcript is spliced from 7 exons. Gene Ontology annotation, cellular component: lysosome. Gene Ontology annotation, molecular function: alpha-L-fucosidase activity.
CAUCCCGGGUGCAGGACAGAGGGCUCCGGGCCACUCCCCCGCGGCGGCGGCAGGGGCGGGGAGCACGGGGACAGCUGGGUCAGGUGACGGACGCGGAAGGAGCAGCACUCGGCCAGCGGCGGGCUGCACGGGGGACACUCCGGGCCAUGCGCUCCCUCCUGCUGCCCGUGCUCGCGCUUGCGCUGCGGCUGCUGCUGUUGCUGCUGCUCCUGCCGCCCGCCGCGCCCGGGGCCCGCGGCGCCGCCCGCUACGACCCCACCUGGCAGUCCCUGGAUGCCCGCCCGCUGCCCGCUUGGUUCGACCAGGCCAAGUUCGGCAUCUUCGUCCACUGGGGCGUGUACUCCGUGCCCAGUUUCGGAAGCGAAUGGUUCUGGUGGUAUUGGCAAAAGGAAAAGAUUCCAAAGUUUGUGAACUUUAUGAAAAACAAUUAUCCUCCUGGUUUCAAAUAUGGAGAUUUUGGACCACUAUUUACGGCAAAAUUUUUUGAUGCGAAUCAAUGGGCAGAUCUUUUUCAGGCUUCUGGUGCCAAGUAUGUUGUCUUGACUUCCAAACAUCAUGAAGGCUUCACCCUGUGGGGUUCUGAACACUCGUGGAACUGGAACGCCGUUGAUUUGGGACCCAAGAGGGACAUCGUGAAGGAACUUGAGGGCGCCAUUCGGAACAGAACUGACCUGCGCUUUGGGCUCUACUACUCCCUGUUUGAAUGGUUUCAUCCACUCUUCCUCGACGACGCGUCCAGUUCAUUCCUCAAGCGGCAAUUCCCGGUGUCUAAGAUGCAGCCUGAGCUCUACGAAUUAGUGACCAAGUACCAGCCGGAGGUCCUGUGGGCAGAUGGCGAUGGCGACGCCCCAGAUUCUUACUGGAACAGCACAGGCUUCUUAGCGUGGCUCUACAACGACAGCCCAGUUCGAGACACAGUCGUCACCAAUGACCGUUGGGCAGCUGGAAGCAUCUGUAAGCAUGGCGGCUAUUACACCUGCAGUGACCGUUACAACCCAGGGCAUCUUUUGCCACAUAAAUGGGAAAACUGCAUGACAAUAGACAAGUUUUCCUGGGGCUUUCGGAGGAAUGCUGUCAUCUCGGACUAUCUCACAAUUGAAGAACUAGUGAAGCAACUCGUAGAAACAGUUUCAUGUGGAGGAAAUCUUUUGAUGAAUAUUGGACCCACGCACGAUGGUAUCAUAUCUUCAGUUUUUGAGGAACGGUUGAGGCAGAUGGGAAGUUGGCUCAAAGUCAAUGGAGAAGCCAUUUAUGCAACCCAGACUUGGAGAUCCCAGAAUGACAGCCUCACCCCGGAUGUGUGGUACACAUCCAGACCUAAAGAAAAAUUGGUCUACGCCAUGUUUCUAAAUUGGCCCGUGUCAGGAAAACUGUCUCUCGGACAACCCAAAGUGACUGCGGGGGCAACAGUGGUGAAACUACUGGGACAUGGACAGCCACUUCCCUGGACACCUUUGAAGCAAGGUGGCAUUGUGGUACAGCUGCCACAACUCAGCGUUGAAGAGAUGCCUUGUAAAUGGGGAUGGGCCCUAGUACUAACGAAUGUGGGCUGAUUUGCAGUGGGCUGGACUGGACUGUGAUGUAAACAUAAAAUUGCUUCAGAAAAGUCCAGUAGCUAUUUAGGCAGUUUAGCCUUUCUUCCUUGUAUUCGCCAAUCUACCCUGCUGUCUCCAUCUCCUCCGCCCCCACACACACAAGAUACCCCAUAAAAUGAUCUGUUUUGAACCCUCUAGUACAUUUUGUCAUGGAAGCAUCUUCACCUAGGGCUUAUUUACAGGGGUAAUUUGGACAUGAGAAUUUUGGAAAGGUAGCUUGCCGGGCAUUCCGAGAGGGAUGGAGGAAUCGAACCCAAGUACUAAAGACUAAAAUGUGCUUCCUGCCAAACUCAUAUGUUGAAGUCUUAACCUCCAAGGGGACUGGCUUCAGAUUUAUAGCCAGUAAAGAGUCCUAUGUGCAAUGAAUUCUAAGGGUGAGGCUCUUCCCUGACAGGAUUUGAGUCCCUUGGAAAGGAAGCCAUAAAGAGCUAUGACAGCAGGUAGGGCACUUCCCCCGCAUGUAGACCACCAGGGUUAGAUCCCUGGCACACUACAUGGUCUCUGAUCUUUGCCAGCACAGGAGUAAGCCCUGAGCACUGCCGCCUGUGGCAUACAAAACAAAACAAAACAAAACAAAAACACCCCAAAAGCCAGCAAAUAAAAACAACCAAUCAAACAAACAAAAAUUACUGUUUAAGGCACCUAAUCUGCUGGCAGCCUCGCAGAUAAAUAUGAAUGCUAAGUAUGUCAUUCAUUUGGCCAGACUUUGAAUGUUUCUAAGGACUUGUCUUUUAUUGGAAACGGUGCCAGUGCUUUAGAUGGGUGGGGUAGACCUGUGCUCUAGCACUGAACUGCAUUUCUGCAGUUUACUUUUUCACUCUUGGGAAUAAAAUUAUAGAUAUUUAAAAAUAUACAGAAAGGCUGACAGGUAAAAUCACGGUUCAGAUCAUUAUUAUUUUAGUAUCUAUUUCAGGUUUUUUUUUGUGGAGAAAGGGCUGUGGGAUUUGGGGGUUCAGACUUAUUUUUUGUAGAGGGUUUAAUUGAGGUUUUAAAAAAAUGAUGAUGAUGAUGAUGAUGAUGAUGAUGAUGAUUUUGCUGUUUUGGACCACACCUGGCAGUGUUUAGGGUUACUCCUGAGUUUGCACUCAGGAAUUACUCCUGAUGGUGCUCUGGGAUGCUGGGGAUAGAACCCAAAUCGGCUGCAUGCAAGAAAAGCACCUGACCUGCUGUGCUAUUGCUCCAGCCCACUAUAGAUGUGCUAAUAAGCAUUCUUACUGCGUUUGCUGUGAAGUGAAUCAGGCAUGAAAAAAUGAUUUUUAAAAAUGCUAUAUGAAAGAUGCCAAAUUCAAAUUUAAUGCAGAUCUUGUUUAAACAUCAAGUAUACCACAGUGACCUUUCAUAACAAGGAUUAAAAAGUAAACCCAGGGCGAGGGAGAUAGUUUACAGUACUGGAGCACAGGCUUAGAUUUCCUGAGCACUGCUGGGAACAAUCCUCAAAUACUGAGCCCGGAGUAGUCCCUGAGCACUGCUGGGUGAGGCCCCAUGGCCCUAUCCCUGAAUACAACAUGAUCUUCAAAUUGUGGUGUGGAGGGCAAGUAUUAUUGUCAGGACAAAUAGAAAUAAACUAAAAAUCAGAAUUCUUCAUCACUUCUUAAGCCAAUAGUUUGUAUUUCCCACCCAAUUAUUUUCCUAGAGUAGGUGCAAACUUGUCAGCUUUUUAGUUACUUUCAAUUUACUUUUAAUUUUUUUUUUUGUGUUUUGGGCUACACCCCAAAACAAAACACUACAACCACAUACAGGGGACUAUAUGUGGUUUUGGGAAUUGAACCAGGUUGGUUGCAAGGAAACUCUAGCCCUUCAUUUAAUGACCAGGGAGCUAUUAAAAGAUAACUCAGAUAUUAAAUUAACCUAGACACUUAUGUUAUUUUGAACAUACUUAUCACUGUUUUGAAUCCAUUUCAUUAGGGUUUUAUUUUUUUGAGUGCCAUAGAAACAACACAAUUGCUCUAAAAGGUCAGGCUAGUAACAAAUAUGAAUUAGGACAGCAAAAACUAAGAUGAGAUAUUUUGUUUACUGUUCACUUUCAUUUUGUAAGUAAAAGACUUAUAAAAAUCAUUCUGCCUUAAUCCAAAUAAAGGACCAUAUUAAAAUUA